UAGCAUGGCUCUCACAGAUCCAAACGACGUCUGCAAAAUUGCUUACGAUGGGAAUUUGCCGCUGCUACAACUCAAAAUAAGGGAAAACAGAGAUCUUGCUACAAAGAAAGAUGAAACAAGUAGAAUGCCACUACACUGGGCAGCAUCGACAGGGAAAGAUGAUGUUGUAGAUUACCUUCUUGGUCUCAAUGUUCCAGUAGAUGCUAGAGAUGAGUCAAACUGGACACCUCUUAUGAUUGCCGCCUCUGCUGGUCAUGAACAAAUAGUAUCACAGCUCAUUGCUAAAGGAGCCCAAGUGAACGCGGUCAAUAACACUGGACAGUGUUCGCUACACUACGCUGCCUCUAAAGAUAGAUAUGAAAUUGCAGAAAAGUUAUUGGAACAUGGAGCAGAUGUGAAUAUAUUUGACCAGUAUGGACACAUACCAUUACAUAGAGCUGCAUCAAAGGGACAUAUAAAAUUAGUGAAGCUACUUCUUCAGUACAUUGUGGAUGUUAACCACAGAGACACAGAAGGAAAUACACCACUACAUUUAGCUUGUGAAGAAGAAAGAGUUCAGGUAGCAAAACUUCUUAUACAGCACGGAGCAAAAGUAGAACUUCUUAAUAAGGAUGAAAAGUCACCACUCGAUUUAGCACCACCCAGUUUAAAGAGAUCGUUACAAAACUCUGCUUCAUGAAGGUCUUCGCCUCCUAAAAUCCAUCUGAUGUGGAGACAACUCAAAACUCUAGUAGUAUUUGUGAUUACUGCUUUUGCCAUUAGUGCUUCUAAAUAGAGGACAAGACCACAUACAUGUAUGUCUAUUGAAAUUGGAAAAUAUUUCAAACAGCUAUAGGUGGACAUCUGAAAGUGAAUUACAUGUAUUAUGAAUGAGAUCUGCAUAAUGAUGUAUUUUAUGUAUGUACAUUUUGUAUUAAAUAUGUUUAUGAAAUAAACUUAUUGAAAAUUGU
Messenger RNA from Saccostrea cuccullata (small rock oyster), 950 nucleotides. RefSeq names its product 26S proteasome non-ATPase regulatory subunit 10-like. The transcript has 6 exons. Gene Ontology annotation, biological process: positive regulation of transcription by RNA polymerase II. NCBI's taxonomy places the organism in Eukaryota, Metazoa, Mollusca, Bivalvia, Ostreida, Ostreidae. Bases 5 to 679 code for a protein of 224 amino acids. Gene Ontology annotation, molecular function: transcription cis-regulatory region binding; protein binding. The record is from RefSeq and is a predicted model, not a curated record. Gene Ontology annotation, cellular component: nucleus.